This is a messenger RNA of Ceratina calcarata, 1062 nucleotides long. Its product is annotated as lysozyme c-1. The transcript has a single exon. Bases 250 to 732 code for a protein of 160 amino acids. The record is from RefSeq and is a predicted model, not a curated record. Gene Ontology annotation, molecular function: lysozyme activity. Lineage: Eukaryota; Metazoa; Arthropoda; Insecta; Hymenoptera; Apidae.
CGCGUAAGUCGGUGUUUGUCGAAAGAGGAGAGGCGCCGACUGCCAGACUUCCCUUCCAUCCACACUCACACGCUUAGAAAAUUAUAAUUUAUCGGCCAAGGUUAAGGUCGUCGCAUAUCGUUCGCCACAACCGGUGAAGCUCGUCAGUUGGCGUCGAUCCCCGUCGUGUGCGAUUGUUUGCAUCGACUAGUUUAGCGUACAUAGUGUCGUUCAAUUCGAUUGAUAAGUCGAGGAUCAUCGGGUGCAGCAAUGUUGCGGAAGAUCGGACAGUGCUUGAUUCUGGCGCUCCUGAUUGUUCUGAUAGCUGACCAGGUCCAAGGAAAGAUCCUAGCGAAAUGCGACGCCGUGAAGGAACUUGAUAAGGCCAAAGUACCCAGGAGUAUGAUCAGCAAUUGGAUUUGCCUGAUGCAGAGCGAGAGCAAGAUGAACACGUCGUUGAUCACCGGUCCUAAGACGGCUUCCAGUUACAGUUAUGGAAUCUUCCAGAUAAACAGCUUGAAGUAUUGCUCCAGAGGACACAGCGGCGGUCUGUGCAACAAACGUUGCGAGGAUUUCGCGAACGAUGAUAUUCAGGACGAUAUCCAAUGCGCCGUGAAGAUCAUGAACGUGGACGGUCUCAAAGCGUGGAGCGGUUGGAUGAAGGACUGCAAGAACAAGCCAUUGCCAAGCUACGCUGACUGUAAAUUACAAUCGUUAGUGAACAAAUUGGAGGAGCCUCGUGAAUCAGUAUAACGAUAAGAAUAAUGACUGUCGUUACUCAUCGCGUGGUUCACGAAAUUCCUUACCCAUUCUGUUAUGGUUACUUAACUUACUUUAUACUCAAUACGAUACAAGACUUAUUUUUGUUGACUGAUAUUAGUUAACGAUAGGUUGCGAUAUUGUCGAUGAAAGAAUGAAAUUUUACGAUGACCUGAGGAUAUGAUACGACGUUUGUAAAUGAGAUCAAAGUUCACGCGAAUGCGACGUAUAAUCGGUUCGUCGAAUAAAAGAUUGUUCACCUUUUUCUAUAUGUAUCUGAGCAUGUAUUGUGAGCGAGAAAUAUACAUUUCUGUAUUAAUCAUA